AUGGGUCUCCACUACUGUCUAGAAGGACUCAGAUCCUCCUACCUCCGCUUGGCAACCCUAAGAAAAGUCGCCGCGACAAGGGGUGACAUGGAAUUAGAGAGCAUUAUCACCGAGCUGUCGAUUCGAGCCUCCAACGUCGUGUUUCCUAUGGUCUGCCUGCUCGACACGAUCUACCGUGGCAGACCGGUUGGGCAUGGUUUCAUGGUUCAUCAUCAAACCAAAUCCGAAUCUCAACCUCAAUCCCAACACUAUCCCUAUAACCACGACCACGACUCGGAUGUCGACACCGAUAGCGACUCCUAUGACUACGACACUGACCACGAUAGCGACUCCUAUGACUACGAUACUAACCGCCACGACUCCGAUUCCAAUUCCGAUUCCAACCACCAAGCCCACGACGACACCGACACUGACAGUCGCUCCACUGACACCGAGACCGACACUCCCAGCACCGACACCGACACUGAUAGCGACAGUGACACAAUAACCACCACUCUCUCACCCACAACCAUCACCCGCAGAACCAACCCAGAUCCACUCCUUCUAGCCUACUUCACCACCCAUCUCCUCCCCCCCAGCGGUCUUUUAGCCCAUCUCCCCACCGCCACGACCACACCCACCCAACUAUUCCACACCUACCGCGCCAUCGGAUCGACUACUCUUGACAACUUUGAAAUUCGUGUCCACCGCGCCGUGGUGGCGCUGGAGAUGGAGAUUAGAGAGUUGGAAGAUAUUGUUUGUGGCUGA
This is a messenger RNA of Exophiala dermatitidis NIH/UT8656, 747 nucleotides long. RefSeq lists its product as uncharacterized. NCBI's taxonomy places the organism in Eukaryota, Fungi, Ascomycota, Eurotiomycetes, Chaetothyriales, Herpotrichiellaceae. Bases 1 to 747 code for a protein of 248 amino acids. The record is from RefSeq and is a predicted model, not a curated record. The transcript has 2 exons.